AUGCGCCGCGCCAGCCGAGACUACACCAAGUACCUGCGCGGCUCCGAGGAGAUGGGCAGCGGCGGCUCCAGCGCCCCGCACGAGGGCCCCCUGCACGCCCCCCCGCCGCCCGCGCCCCCCGCCGCCUCCCGCUCCCUGUUCGUCGCCCUCCUGGGGCUGGGACUGGGCCAGGUCAUCUGCAGCGUCGCCCUCUUCCUCUACUUCCGAGCGCAGAUGGACCCUAACAGAAUAUCAGAAGAUGACACUGACUGCUUUAAGAGGCUUUUCAAGCUCCAUGAAAAUGCCGAUUUUCAAGACACCACUCUGGAGAGCCAAGACACAAAAUUGAUGUCGGAUUCGUGUAGAAGAAUUAAGCAGGCCUUUCAGGGAGCUGUGCAUAAGGAAUUACAGCACAUUGUUGGGUCGCAGCACAUCAGAGCUGAGAAAGCUACGGUGGAUGGCUCGUGGCUAGACCUGGCCAGGAGGGGCAAGCCUGACAGUCAGCCGUUUGCUCAUCUCACUAUUAAUGCCACCAACAUCCCAUCAGGCUCCCACAAAGUGAGUCUCUCCUCUUGGUACCACGACCGAGGUUGGGCAAAGAUCUCCAACAUGACUUUCAGCAAUGGGAGGCUCAUCGUGAACCAAGAUGGCUUUUACUACCUGUAUGCCAACAUCUGCUUUCGGCAUCACGAAACGUCAGGAGACCUGGCCAAGGAGUAUCUUCAGCUGAUGGUCUACGUCACUAAAACCAGCGUCAAGAUCCCAAGCUCCCACACCCUGAUGAAAGGCGGAAGCACCAAAUACUGGUCCGGAAACUCGGAGUUCCAUUUUUAUUCCGUAAAUGUCGGGGGAUUUUUUAAGCUACGGUCUGGUGAAGAAAUAAGCAUCCAGGUGUCCAACCCUUCACUACUGGACCCAGAUCAAGAUGCAACUUACUUUGGGGCUUUCAAAGUACGAGAUGUAGAUUGA
This is a messenger RNA of Echinops telfairi (small Madagascar hedgehog), 948 nucleotides long. RefSeq names its product TNF superfamily member 11 (gene TNFSF11). The record is from RefSeq and is a predicted model, not a curated record. Gene Ontology annotation, molecular function: tumor necrosis factor receptor binding. The transcript is spliced from 5 exons. Lineage: Eukaryota; Metazoa; Chordata; Mammalia; Afrosoricida; Tenrecidae. Gene Ontology annotation, cellular component: membrane. The coding region runs from base 1 to 948 and encodes 315 amino acids. Gene Ontology annotation, biological process: immune response.